Olea europaea var. sylvestris is the source of this 1204-nucleotide messenger RNA. Its product is annotated as rac-like GTP-binding protein 5. Gene Ontology annotation, molecular function: GTP binding; GTPase activity; protein kinase binding. Lineage: Eukaryota; Viridiplantae; Streptophyta; Magnoliopsida; Lamiales; Oleaceae. The transcript is spliced from 8 exons. The coding region runs from base 247 to 873 and encodes 208 amino acids. The record is from RefSeq and is a predicted model, not a curated record. Gene Ontology annotation, biological process: regulation of actin cytoskeleton organization; cortical cytoskeleton organization; establishment or maintenance of cell polarity. Gene Ontology annotation, cellular component: cell cortex; plasma membrane; cytoplasmic vesicle.
UCCCCCUCCUUCCUCACUCACGCACUUUUCCCUCUAUAACAGCUCAAAAUAAAGUAAUUUCACAACUUUCCUGCCGUCAUCAAAGAAAACUUGCUACUUUUUCUUGAUCCCCAUGUUGUCUCCCACUCUCCUCCUCCACUGGCCUUCUUUUAACAAAAGAGAAAGAUUAUAACAAAAUUCUCACAGGGGUUUCCUUCAUAAUCCUCCCUUUCUGCAGCUUCUCAUUGAAAAGGAUUAUGAUGAAAAAUGUCUACUACUACAACUACAAGUAAUAGCACAAAUUCUACAGCAACAACAUUCAUCAAAUGUGUAACAGUUGGUGAUGGUGCUGUUGGGAAGACAUGCCUUCUCAUUUCUUACACUAGCAACACCUUUCCAACUGAUUAUGUUCCAACUGUUUUUGAUAACUUCAGUGCGAAUGUGAGUGUUGAUGGGAGGACUGUAAACUUGGGAUUGUGGGAUACUGCUGGUCAAGAAGAUUAUAACAGACUGAGGCCUCUUAGUUAUAGAGGAGCUGAUGUUUUCCUACUUGCCUUUUCUCUCAUAAGUAGGCCUAGCUUUGAGAACAUCUCGAAAAAAUGGGUCCCAGAGCUAAGGCAUUAUGCCCCAUCAGUGCCCAUUGUCCUUGUGGGGACAAAACUAGAUUUACGAGAGGACAGGCAGUUCAAGAAGGAUUAUCCAGGAGCAUGUACUAUUUCCACAGAACAGGGCGAAGAACUGAAGAAGCAAAUAGGAGCAGUGGCAUAUGUUGAGUGCAGUGCUAAAACACAGCAGAAUGUUAAGGCCGUCUUUGAUGCUGCAAUCAAGGUAGUUCUGCAGCCUCCAAAGCUCAAGAAACUGAAGAGAAAAUAUAAAGUUUGCCGCAUACUUUAAUCAGAUUCGCUAAAGUGCUGACAUAUGUUUGCAAGGAUGAAUAUUUGUUGCUUAUAUUCUUUUUCUGGUCUGUUGUGACUUUCGUUCUUAGUGCAUGGGGUCGGUGUUUCAUCUUCCCCGUCCCCACCUAGCCACUACUCCGUCCACAAUGAAAUAUGUUAGUUCUUCAUAUCUAUGAUGGGAUCCCAGUAUUGUGGUUGUAGAUGUUAUAACGUGUAGGAACCCUUUUCUUGUCUUGGCUUUUGAGCAAUCAUGUGUAAAUGAAUGAGCCUGAAAAUUUUAACUCGUGUGAAUUUAUGAUUAUUUUUGGUUUGGAGGUUCGGUGAGUAAA